AUGAUGCAGUCCAAGAUUCGCUUCUUGGUCUUGGCCUUUGCUAAUGCUAAUUUCGCUAUUGCUGGUCCCUGCAAGCCCAGUCGUCCAACCACAGUGAGCAGUGUCUCCCUUGAGAUCUCUAUUACGACCGACGGUACUUCCGAAAGCUCGACCAAUGUUCUAAACAGCCAAACAACAAUUUAUAGUCUCUCAGCCGAAUCGUCUGUCGCGACUACUGAGACGGACGACACCACUGGUCUAUCGAGCAGCGGCACCAUUGUCGAUAGCUACUCUGCCACAAUAUCUGCUCUAACCAGCGACGUCCCAAGUUUAACUUUAACUGUCCCUCAAUCAUCAUCGACAACAACUGAAGAAGAAGUCAUCACAACCCUCGCCAACUCUCUCGCAGGGGGUGCUUUUGCUAGCCGUGAUCCCGACAGUCCAAGCGGCCUUAAAGACUUUGGUGCAACUGGAAACGCUGAGUUCCAUUCAGGAGGAUGUUACAAAGCAGACGGUAGUCCCGACGAUGGCUGCGCUUCUUUGACUGCUGGUGAAAGCCCGAAUGGCAAGCGAGGCUUUUUCAGUAGACUUGCAAGUAUCUACCAGACUAUCAGGGCUGCGCCCCGAAAGAAGUAUACAAUUCAGUUUGUGUACCUUGUCAACUCGGCCGGUUCCCAGGAUUGCGUCGUGACUGCAACAUUUGGCGACAGACAGUUCUAUUCUCUCCCUGCUACUAGCCCUGGAGGUACGAGAGUCAACUGGGCUAGAGUACUUGAGCAGGUUGCAACUGUGAAUGCGAACCCUACCUUUUCUAUAUCUUUGGAAUGCACUGGUUCUGGCUAUUCUUCCAUUUUGGUUGACUCAAUCUUUGUUUCGGAUAAAGUUACUCCUGAGACUAUUGGCAACUACCAUCUUGAGUUUGGUUCGUAUCCUGAAUUGGAGACAACUUCUUCAUGGAACCAGGAGCCGAGUCAAACAACGUCAACUGAGGGAUCAAGCAGCACCAGUACUGCUGAGGCCAUCUCUACAACCGGCACCAAGUCCACCGAAUCUGCACAGCACACAUCUCAAGCAGACAAAACAACAUCGGCAUCUAAACCCACUGCAACGUCGAAGUGCGCAGUAGAAUGCAAUCUCAUUCCUGGCUUUCAGAAUAAUAACAUGUGCGACCUUGUUGGCGUAUUCAUCAAGACCAAUGCUAUCUACGGAUUCCCCGGUGACGACAAUCCUGCGACCCAGUACCGCUCUAAAUCUAUAGCAGAGUGCGCUGAUUUCUGCAAGAGAGACAUGACUGGCUGCAAGUCAGUCGGGUUCCAGAAACUCUCCGGUCAAUGCUUCUUCUCCAACACGAUUGUUACUCAAGACGAUAUACGGGAUGGAAGUGACAGUAAGAUGGCUGAUUGGUACAAUCUUGAGGGAUGUUUCACUUGCAGUGUCAGCGGCUGCGACUCUGGCACGUCUGCACCUGAGAUCGCUUCCACCACUCAAGCUCCAGUAGUCUCUCACGCCACUACAACCGCUUUGCCCACGCAGUCUGUUUGCAAGCCUGAAUGUCAGAGAAUCCAAGACGUGUCCGAACAUGAGGAUUGGAAUUGCGGUCUAUAUGGUCAUGUCAGCGACGGUGUAUACACCCUGCCUGGUGAUGAAGAGCCCAGUGGAAGCAACCACCAUUUCGACAACGUGGCACAAUGCGCCGAGCUUGAAGUGCUUUUCUUGUUCAGGGUGUGGGCUUGA
Fusarium graminearum PH-1 is the source of this 1713-nucleotide messenger RNA. RefSeq lists its product as uncharacterized. Lineage: Eukaryota; Fungi; Ascomycota; Sordariomycetes; Hypocreales; Nectriaceae. The record is from RefSeq and is a predicted model, not a curated record. The coding region runs from base 1 to 1713 and encodes 570 amino acids. The transcript is spliced from 2 exons.